Molecule: messenger RNA, 1884 nt
Organism: Ornithorhynchus anatinus (platypus)
Lineage: Eukaryota; Metazoa; Chordata; Mammalia; Monotremata; Ornithorhynchidae
Gene: IRF6
Product: interferon regulatory factor 6
Exons: 9
Coding region: 121-1509 (462 amino acids)
Biological process (GO): immune system process; regulation of transcription by RNA polymerase II
Cellular component (GO): nucleus
Molecular function (GO): RNA polymerase II cis-regulatory region sequence-specific DNA binding; DNA-binding transcription factor activity, RNA polymerase II-specific; protein binding
Source: RefSeq, a predicted model, not a curated record
GCCGCGCACCUGGGCCGGGCAGAGCUCAAGGAAGGCCAGGAGCGGCGGAAGCGGAGUUUGGGGCAGGGGCUACCUGCUGGUUCCUGGGCCGGGCCACGUUCGCCGACGCCACUCGGUGUCAUGGCUCUCCACCCACGUAGAGUCCGGCUGAAGCCCUGGCUGGUGGCCCAGGUGGACAGUGGGAUGUAUCCCGGCCUCAUCUGGCUGCACAGGGAAUCGAAGCGCUUCCAGAUCCCCUGGAAACACGCCACGCGGCACAGUCCACAGCACGAGGAGGAGAACACCAUCUUCAAGGCCUGGGCUGUGGAGACCGGGAAAUACCAGGAGGGUGUGGACGACCCAGAUCCGGCCAAAUGGAAGGCACAACUCCGAUGUGCCCUCAACAAGAGCCGGGAAUUCAAUCUGAUGUAUGAUGGUACCAAGGAAGUGCCCAUGAACCCUGUGAAAAUCUAUGAAGUGUGCGACAUCCCCCAACCCCAGGGUGCCAUUAUCAACCCAGGUUCCACGGGCUCAGCUCCCUGGGAUGAGAAGGACAACGAAUUGGAUGAUGAGGAGGAUGAGGAGCUGGAGCAGUCCCAGCCCCACGUCCCCAUUCAGGACACUUUCCCCUUUCUGAACAUCAACGGUUCCCCCAUGGGGCCUGCCAGCGUGGGGAACUGCAGCCCCGAAACCGUGUGGCCCAAAACCGAACCGUCGGAGAUGGAGGUGCCCCCGGCUCCACUUCAGCACGACUUCUUCAGCUCCCCAGAGCUGUGGAUCAGUUCUCUCCCAAUGACCGAUCUGGAAAUCAAGUUUGAGUACCGAGGGAAGGAGAUGGGGCCGACCCAGACAGUGAGCAACCCCCAGGGCUGUCGGCUCUUCUACGGCGAUCUGGGGCCAAUGCCGGAUCAGGAGGAGCUCUUCGGACCUGUCAGCUUGGAGCAGGUGAAAUUCCCGGGCCCGGAGCAGAUCACCAACGAGAAGCAGAAGCUGUUCACCAGCAGGCUGCUGGACGUCAUGGACCGCGGGUUGAUCCUGGAGGUCAGCGGCCAUGCCAUCUACGCCAUCAGACUGUGCCAGUGCAAGGUGUACUGGUCGGGACCGUGUGCCCCCUCGCCGGCGACCCCCAACCUCAUCGAGAGGCAGAAGAAGGUGAAGCUCUUCUGCCUGGAGACAUUCCUCAGUGAGCUCAUUGCUCACCAGAAAGGGCAGAUAGAAAAGCAGCCACCCUUUGAGAUAUAUUUCUGCUUUGGAGAAGAAUGGCCUGAUGGGAAGCCAAGGGAGAGAAAACUGAUUGUGGUACAGGUCAUCCCGGUGGUCGCCCGGAUGAUUUAUGAGAUGUUUUCCGGAGACUUCACCCGCUCCUUCGACAGCGGCAGCGUCCGCCUGCAGAUCUCCACCCCCGACAUCAAAGACAACAUCGUCGCCCACCUGAAGCAGUUGUUCCGCCUCCUCCAGACCCAGGAGAGCUGGCCUCCCAUGCACCCUCCUCCCAGCAUGCACCUGACCCCAGCCCUGCCUGCCCAGUGACCGAGACUGUCGCUCUGCUUUUUAAAUAUUGUACAUACAAAUAUUUGUAUUAUAUUCAGAUUUUGUUGUCUGGCUCGCUCUGACGACCCCCCCUUCCUGCUCUAAAACGAUGUUAAUAGUUUGCUUUCCAACUUUUUUUUUAAUGAUUUUAAUUUAUACAAAAGAUCAUACUUUUCUAACUUUCUUGUUUUUCACUUUUGGAAAAAAAGAAGACCGGCGAUAGGUGUAUGUCUAAAAAGCUCAAACCCCAUGUUAAAAUUAAAAAAAAAAUAAAAUAAAAUAAACAUUCCAGAACAGGAUCCUUUCCACCUUCCUUGUAUUGGCCGGGGACUCCCAAACAUGCCUGUCUUGCAUUUAUUAAAGUUGCCUACAGCA